This is a messenger RNA of Acaulospora colombiana, 1104 nucleotides long. The record is from the annotation of a GenBank genome assembly. NCBI's taxonomy places the organism in Eukaryota, Fungi, Glomeromycota, Glomeromycetes, Diversisporales, Acaulosporaceae.
AUGGAUAAAAAAGCGAAUGAAAACCUAUUUGAAACAAAAACUGCUCUAUACGGAUCAGAAGUUGCGGUACAAAUGAUGGACACAAAGUUAGGCUCUUUUCGAUUAGAAAUACCUUCUGCAGUAAGCUGUCAUUCCACAACAAUAUCCACUGAGCACGAUUCUGAAAUUGAAAAAAUAUCAAACGAAAUGCUAAGCACUCACGACGAAGAUGUAAAUAACCCAGAAAUUGAUAGUAUUGUUGUAGAUAAGAUAUCUGAUUUGAUACUUUCUAAUUUAAAUCUUGAGGAAAUUUGGGACAAAGUUAUGGAAAGAUUAAAGCAAGAAAAUUUGCGAGUGCAGUCCAUUGAAUCACAAAUUGUAGAUCUCUCAAAUUGGAAGAAAGUCGAUUGGAGCAGAAUACUAAAAACACCUGAUUACGCUCAAUUGUUUAACAGAUCAAAGAAGAAAUUAUGUAAGGAUUCAAUUGACAAGGAAGUACAAGAUUUGUUACAUGAUGGAUGUGGCCAAAUUAGGUCAUUAAAUGAUUUAAAAUUAUGGAAAAGCAAAUUUUCAGUUUUAAAAUCUGAAGAUUCCCAAUUAGCUGUCGGAGUUAUUGAAUUUUUGGAAAUAAAUAUUCUUGUGAUGCAACAUCGGGAAAGGGAUUACAUUGUUAAGAUACUAAGUCCAAUUAUUGGAUUCAUAUUUGAAGAAUUUGAUAUUGGCACUUUCGAGCUUAACUGGGUUGAAAAAGACUCUCGUAGUGUUACACAUGGAAAGCGAAAAUUUGUACAUGAAGAAUACAUGGAGUUAGAACCACCAUCGAAAAAGAUGGAUUUAAUAAUAUCAUUACGUUCUUACAAGGUUGAAUUAUUGGUUCUAGAAGCGGGAAAUACUGAAGGCCCCAUGGAUGAUACCAAGUUCCGGCAAGAUCAUUCUAAAAUCAAAAUAGUAAUGAAGGACUGUCUUGAUUCAUUUCGGUAUAAAUUACAUUUAAAAAAAAGUGAACUUGAAGAGGUCUUUGUAAUGAGCAUUCAGAUUACAGAUGGCGACGUUGACGUUGCCAACAAUUUAUCCGAGAUGGAAGACCUUUUGCCAGGUUUCUUGAGAAAUCUUCUAGCAUUACGG